Molecule: messenger RNA, 1191 nt
Organism: Macrosiphum euphorbiae (potato aphid)
Lineage: Eukaryota; Metazoa; Arthropoda; Insecta; Hemiptera; Aphididae
Source: the annotation of a GenBank genome assembly
AUGCAAAUGUUUCAUAAACGUAAUUCAAGGAAACCCUGGACACUAGCUGAAAAAAAUUUUGCUAUAAAUUUAUACUAUAAAUCACCUGCUACAUACAAAUUUCUUAGAAAUAACCAACAAAUAAUUUUACCAGGUGAAACUACGUUACGUAGGUGGAUAGGGAAGUCUAAAUUUUGUCCCGGUUUUAAUUCACUCUGGUUAAAGCAAAUUAAAAAUAAGUUGGAAACAAUGUCAGAUGAAGAAAAACACUGUGUUUUAAUAUUUAAUGAAAUGAAAAUAAAAUCUUUUUUAGAAUAUUCUAAGUAUUUAGAUAUGGUUGAAGGGUUUGAAGAUUUAGGACACAAAGGUAGAACGAAUAAAUUGGCUACGCAGGCCAUGGUUUUUGUUGUUCGAGGACUUUAUAGUAAUUGGAAAUUACCAUUGGCUUAUUUUUUAUCGGGUUCAUCAAUGAGUAGUUCAAUAUUAAAAGAUUUAAUUGUAGAUGUAAUCGAAAAAUGUACAGAUCUGGGUUGUAAUAUUGUGGCUCUCGUUUGUGAUCAAGGCUCCAAUAAUUAUUCAGCUCUAAAACACUUAGGUUGUUGCAAAGAAAAACCAUUUGUUGAAAUUAAAGGUAAAACUAUUUAUUCUAUUUUUGAUGUACCGCAUAUUUUCAAAAAUUUCAGAAACAAUUUUUUGAAAUAUAAUUUCAAAUAUAAAGGUCAAGAAGUAUCUUUUUCAGAUAUUAAGUUGGCUUAUAAUAUUGAUAAAACAAGUAAUACUAGUAGAGCCCUUUUAAAACUAACUGACAGUCAUAUGAACCCAAAUCCGUUUCAAAAAAUGAAUUGUAAACUUGCUCUUCAAGUCUUUAGUAAUUCAGUAGCAGCUGUUUUAAAAACAUGCAUUGCUACAGGUAAAAUAAAAUCAAAAACUGCCGCCGCAACCGCUGAUUUUGUUCAAGAAUUAAAUAAUUUAUUCGACUGCCUAAAUAGCAAAGCAUUAUACAGUUCCAACAUAUACUCUUGUGCUUUAAAUGACGACAAACCUUAUAUACUUAAUUGUUUAAUGAAAGCUAAAGAAUGGUGUACACAGCUGGAGUUAAUACAGCCUAUAAAAGUGUAUGGUAAAGUUCUUCCGUGUUUCGACGCCAUGAUAUGGAGCAUAAACGCAAUCAUAAUGAUUUAUAGACAACAAAAAAAUUUAGGUUCCUUUUAA